GUUGCUUGACAAUUUUGUGACAUAUUUUCAGUCCAUUAUCAGACGCUCGUUCUUAACAUUUUGUUUACUGUGUCGUGCCAAGAGAAAUGAAUUUUCCCAUCAUUUGUUCCCUGAUUAAUAAUUCUGCUACCAUUCCCAUCAAUCGCAUAACGAAUCAUACGAGUAGUGCUGUUCGAAAGUUAUUAGUAUCACGCAAAUAUUUGACAACAUUCAACACUGCUGCUGAGAAGGGCAUUUUGAAACCUCAACACCAACACCUACAACAACAACGUAGCAACGUUGCAACAACCAGUGGAAAUUUAAUUACUACUCGAAGGUUUCACAUUUCAAACUCAAGUGUAUUGUGGUCGCUGGUAUCGUAUCAUAGUCGACGACCUUUCCUUCAAACCGUUGCCGGUGUACAUUUUUCUACAAGGCCAACAUUACGUCAUUGGCCCCAUCGCCAGCAACAGUUGCCACAGCAGCAGCAGUCACCAUCUCCUUCAUUCUUAUAUCCCCACUCCAUUGGAUCUAAUCGCCGUUCCAUCACCAUCAUCAUGGGAUCCGUCAACUGCAAAGAAUAUGUUACCACAAAUGAAGCCUGUUCCAAUCGUCCAAAUAACGAAAACGGUACAACUGGUUCUGGCUCAUAUCAAUCUACCUGCGACGCCAAAAUGAUUGACGACUACACCGAUCCCGUUGCCGUCUGCAAUGUCAACGAUUUGCAGGAGUGUGAAAUGAAGUCGUUCGAAUUCAACGAGAACACCAAAGUGCUGGUUGUCAAACAGAGAGAUCAAGUCAAGGCUGUUGGCAAUAAGUGUACCCAUUAUGGUGCUCCCCUGCACACUGGUGUCUUGGGUGAUGGUCGUGUACGUUGUCCCUGGCAUGGUGCCUGUUUCAGCAUCGAUACGGGUGAUAUUGAAGAUUUUCCAGGUCUCGAUUCGCUGCCUUGCUACAAGGUUGAUGUGCAAUCUGAUGGCCAGGUUAUGGUACGUGCCAAGCGCAAGGAUUUGGAAAAUGCUCGCCGUCUCAAGGAUAUGGUCAAACGAGAUCCCAACAAUUCUGUGUGUUAUGUAAUAGUUGGUGGUGGUCCUGCCGGUGCAGUGUGUGCCGAAACUUUGCGUCAAGAGGGUUUCACCGGUCGCAUUGUUAUGGUCUGCAAAGAACGCCACUUACCCUAUGAUCGUGUUAAAUUGACCAAGAGUUCGGAUAGUCAAAUUGAAACUCUGCAAUUCCGCAAACCUGAAUUCUACGAGGAAUAUGGUAUUGAAACAUUGCUCGGGGUGGCUGCCACCAAAAUGAAUUGUGAAGAGAAAACUCUGCAACUUUCAAAUGAUGCCACCCUAAAAUAUGAUAAAAUCUUUAUUGCCACUGGUUGCACCGCCAGCAAGCCACCGAUUAAGGGUUCCGAUCUGAAAGGUGUUGUGGUUGUACGCGAAUAUGAUGAUGUCAAGGAGAUCAAUAAACUCAUUAAACCCGAGACCAAUUUGGUAUGCUUGGGCUCCAGUUUCAUUGCCUUGGAGGCUGCCCAAAGCUGGGUCAAGAAGGUGCAAAGUACCACUCUCGUCUCACGCACAGAAUUUCCCUUGAUGGCCAGUUUUGGCCCCGUGGUUGGUGAACGCGUUUUACGCCUAUUCCGUGAUCAAGGUGUCACCAGCAUCAUGAACAGUGGCAUUGUGGAAAUCCUGGGCAAUAGCGACAAUCAGGUGACAGAGGUUGUACUCAAGGAUGGCACCAAAAUUCCCUGUGAUAUACUCAUUAUGGGUACUGGUUCCAAAUUCAACACCGAAUUCUUGACGGGUUCGGGGCUGCCACUAAAUCACAAUGGCUCCAUUGAUACCGAUCUAUAUCUGAAAUCUUUGGUUGAUGAUGUCUAUGUUGGUGGUGAUAUUGCCAAUGCUCCUGUUUACGCUUACAAUCAAGAACGUGCCGCCAUCGGCCAUUAUCAAUUGGCCCAAUAUCAUGGUCGCGUAGCUGCCCUCAAUAUGGUGGGUAAAUCACCCGAGGAAUUAAGAGCUGUACCCUUCUUCUUCACCAUGCUGUUUGGCAAAGGUUUCCGUUACUCCGGUUAUGGUGCCUAUUCGGAUGUUGUCAUUGAAGGAGAUUUGGAAAAUUUGAAAUUUGUUGCCUACUUCCUCAACGAACAAGAUAAGGUUGUUGCAGUGGCAUCAUGUGGUCGUGAUCCAAUUGUUGCACAAUUUGCUGAAUUAAAGAGCCAGGGCAAGAGUCUCCAUCGCAAAGAUUUACAGGAAGAUGCCAGCGAUCCGGUGGCAUGGACCAAAAAACUUAAAGUUAUUGGUAAAUGCAUUUAAUCUGAUUUGUGUUGUUGUUAAUCCGUCUGAAAUUCUUGUAACUCCAAGAGUAUUAUAUUGCUAUGUUACUACUCUACAUAUUUUGUUUAUAUAAGAUGCUUUGUUAUAUAAAAUAUAUAUACAUAGUAUGUAUGCAACUGUGUUGUUGUACAUUGCUAAUAAUUCAUUAGUAUUUAUAAUAAUAUAAUUAUAUAUGUCUAUUUUUUAUAAUUCCGCCACUUAAAUUGUUAAUAAAUUUAUUUUGCAAAAUAAAAAA
This is a messenger RNA of Musca domestica (house fly), 2547 nucleotides long. Its product is annotated as apoptosis-inducing factor 3. Gene Ontology annotation, molecular function: 2 iron, 2 sulfur cluster binding; flavin adenine dinucleotide binding; oxidoreductase activity, acting on NAD(P)H. Lineage: Eukaryota; Metazoa; Arthropoda; Insecta; Diptera; Muscidae. Bases 87 to 2291 code for a protein of 734 amino acids. The transcript has 5 exons. Gene Ontology annotation, cellular component: cytoplasm. The record is from RefSeq and is a predicted model, not a curated record.